Molecule: messenger RNA, 5931 nt
Organism: Dendronephthya gigantea
Lineage: Eukaryota; Metazoa; Cnidaria; Anthozoa; Malacalcyonacea; Nephtheidae
Product: von Willebrand factor D and EGF domain-containing protein-like
Exons: 28
Coding region: 47-5254 (1735 amino acids)
Molecular function (GO): calcium ion binding
Source: RefSeq, a predicted model, not a curated record
UUCUGUAACAAAUCUUGGUUACACUUGUGGCAAUUGUCCACCGGGUAUGAAAGGUGAUGGAGAAAAUUGUCAAUAUAUUUUUUCUCAUGAUAAGGUGGUGGUUAAAGGAGAGAUGACUUUCGUUUUUGGAAUAAAAUGGAAUAUCGAUCUUUUGGACGGGGCUUCUUUUUUCUAUAAGCAGAAAACAGCUGAAAUUGAAACCCAAAUUGCGCUGGUUUAUGGCGAUGUUGGAGACUUUCUGAACGUGUUUGUCACCCGUUAUCGGAAAGGAAGUGUAGUGGUUGAAUUUCUAAUUGUGUUGAAACGGGAGAUCGAUGAUCCGCUAAUGCCAUUGAAAACACUUGCGAACAACAAUUUGGGAAAUUUUACUGUGGAUCCACGAAGCGUAAGAAAGAAAGGUAUUGUUCCUAGUAUAAUGAGGCCAAAAGUACGACCAAAGGAUGAAGAUAGAGUUUAUGUGGCAUUAAGAUGUUUCUGGGACUACGUUAAUGAUGCUUCUCAUGUUGAAUUUCAUGUCAAGUGGUUCAAAGAUUCUAAGGAAACUACACACGCGGUGCAACAUAUGUUUAACGGGACUGCAGAUCAAACGUAUUACGAAAAUCUUUACGAAAGUCAGCUUUUUGUCAAUAGACUUACUGGGGCAAGAGAAUGGGAUGAACGUGGUUAUGAAUGGAACAAAAGGGUAUAUUGCAAAGUUCGAGGGAGGUUUCAUGGUGGAGGUUGGUCACCAUGGAAAUCAAGUGGAACAAUUUUUACUGGUAUUCAGGUGCAUCCCAGGACAAUUCAUCUCGAUGAAUGUGAGACAAAUAGAGAAAUAUUUGUGAGUUUAAGACCUGUUCUUCCUAUCCGUAAAAAAUCAUACAAAUUUGAAAUCACAUACAAAGAUGAACACCGGGAAACUAUAGGGAAAAUAUGCAUCAGGGGAUAUAUAUCUCAGGGCAGAUGCAUAGCAGAACUUACAGACAGACACAAUUUCCAUCAACCUCUGUGGAUCAGAGUAACUGCGGUAUGCCCUUCAAUAGAAACUGGAGAAAGCUUCAAAGAAGUGAAAGUCAAGUUUCAUAACCCGACAAUAAGCGACUUUACAAAUAACCUAUUCUGGUACAAUUACGAUUUCCUUCCUAUAAAGGUAACAAUGGCCUCAAGAGAGACAAAGCAUUGUAAAUCUUUAACGGAUCCUAAUAUUGAAACAUUUGACGGAAGGCAUUAUAAUCCUUACAAGGAAGGGACAUUUCGUCUUUAUCGUAACAGAUUAUCCGGAACCGAGGUACAAGCAAGAUUAGAUACCUGUUGCAACUGUGGUGUCGCUAUUAAAGAAGGAUAUUAUUUUAAAAUUGUGGAAUUGUGUUCAAGUCGUCAUCAAGCUCUGCCUAGAAUACGAUUUUCACACCAUCCAGAUAUGGCGAAAAAUGGUUUUUAUGUUGAAAGAACAUCAGAAAAAUUUACUAUAGGUGAAGACAUAAUCGUGCACAUGCCUUCUGGAAUCACCGUCACUAUUAAACGAAGAUGGCGGUCUUUUGAUAUAAUAAUAAAGGCUCCUGAACCUUACUCUUACGUGAAGAGUCCUGAGGACAAGCAUAGGCAUAGCGAAGGACUGUGUGGAAACUAUAAUGGAGACCUAAAUGACGACUUCGAAGGGUUAACUAUGUCGGAAUUUGCUGAGACACACAGAAUUCAACCUGGAUCAAGUGAGGAUAUAUUCGCAUAUACGGGCAAUCAAGCCGAAGAAAAGAAGAUGUAUAAAAAAUGCAUAAAUGAGGAUAUAUGUGUUUGUAGACAUGGAGGCAAUGUGAUUUGUAAUAGUCCGGAAACAAUUAAUGAAUGUUCUCCACCAGAACAGAAUCCGAAGCUUCAAAACCUACAUGGAGAUAUAUGCCGCGGCGGACGCACAACUAGGAACGAUCACACUCGCAAAAGAGCGAUUGAUAUGCGAGAUGAUGAUAUAGACGAUCAAGAUAUUAUUCCGCCGUACGACCCGCCUAAACGUAAUUUCACAGUUCCCUCAUGGCCGACACCUAGUGGAUUGACAGAGAAGAGCGUAACAUCCUUAUGCAACAAAAAAAUAAGGUAUUCGAAAGCCGGAGAAAGCUGUAGUAAUGUCAAUGGUGUUAACUUGGAUAGCCUUGUCAAUCAGUGCAUUACUGAUAUCCAGUUUACUGACGAUCCAUCAUGGGCUGGUGCGAAUGCUGGAGCUUUAAACACCGUGUGCAAGAAAAAUGUUUAUAAGAACAUAUCCUACUAUAAGAACAGCACAGAUGGCGUGUUGAAACUGGAGACGAAUGUUCUGGAUUCACUUUGUCCAAAUGAUUGCUCGGACCGUGGGAAUUGUUCGAACUCAACAUGCACUUGUUUUGAAGACUACACAGCUGCUGAUUGCUCAGUAUCGUUGAAAGAUAGUCCCAAACUAUAUGGCAUACGUAAAUCGGGAAUAUGUGAUGUAAGAAGAAGGCCGUGUCGCAAUGUUGGUAUUUAUGCUUUCCCCUUGUUGGAUUCCGAGAAUCUUACCUGCCAUGUUCAAGAAAUUAAGGUUAUUGAAUCAGUAUGGGACCCAGAUAGAUCUAUCACGUUGUUUCCUGGAUUGAUGAUGGAUAUAACCGAAGUUAAAUGUUUUCUUCCCGAAUCACCUGUAAAUAUCGGUGACUAUGGUAACGAAGGAGUGGCAGCCGCUGGAAUAGAAAUUGCAGUUUCCAAUAAUCGGAUAAACGCAUCGAAAGAGUCCUUGUUGUUCAUUACGUAUGACUCCGUGUGCCAAGAAUGCAAUGUUUCCACAGGAUGCCGACUUAAGGCUGAUGCUUGUUCAAUUUCUGGUCAUUGUUUCGCCAAAAAUGACAGCCAUCCUGACGACUGGUGUCGACAAUGUUUGCCUAACAUUUCAACUUCGUCAUGGGAAAACCGAACAGAUCCAAAGUUUAAUAUUUCAAAAACCUUUUACGCUUUUCUUGGUAAAGAACUCCGCGUGCAACUCGAUGCUAUAGAUCCAGAGAAUAGAACAAUCCGUUAUUCUUUUGCCCAAAAUACUUCUCUUGGCGCAUCGUUGACAGAAAAUGGAUUUUUUUCGUGGACAACCACAACGAAUGACUCAGAAGUAUUUAUGUUCAAAGUAACAGAUGAAUGUGGUGCGGACUCAUCUGUUAAUGCAUCAGUUGCUAUAAAAGAUUGUCCGUGCCAAAACAAAGGAGAGUGUUUCCCUGACUAUCGUUAUCUUGAUGGAGCAGGAAGCUUCACGUGUUCAUGCCCUGUUGAAUAUACUGGUGUGCUGUGCGAGAAUGAUGUCAAUGAAUGUAGUGUAUCUGAACCUUGCUUCAAUGGAACUUGCAACAAUGAAAUACCCGGGUUCUCCUGUUCCUGCUUUGCUGGAUAUACUGGUCAUUUUUGUCAAGCUGAGAUCGACGAAUGUGCCUAUCAACCUUGUUUUCCUGGAGUUCUUUGUACAGAUCUAAUUGCCUCAUUUAGUUGUGGACCUUGUCACAAGGGAUAUACUGGUAAUGGAAAAAUCUGUACCAGAAUUGAUGGCAAAGUUGACGAAUGUGUUAGGAAUCCUGAGGUAUGUCAUAAAAAUGCAAGCUGUGAGUACAAUAACGGUUCUUACACCUGUCAGUGUAUACAUGGUUACUCAGGAGAUGGCAAGAACAAUUGCACAGAUGUGAAUGAAUGCGUAGAAACUCCUGACAUUUGCCACAAAAAUGCUACGUGCACAAAUACUAAAGGAAAUUAUACUUGUGAAUGUAUGAAGGGGUUCAUUGGCGAUGGUUACAUUGAUUGUUCUGAUGUGAAUGAAUGCUUGGAAACUUCUGACAUUUGCCACAAAAAUGCUACUUGCACCAAUAUUGAAGGAAGUUAUUCCUGUCAAUGUUUGAAAGGAUUUAUUGGGGAUGGUAGACAUAAUUGUUCUGAUGUGAAUGAAUGCCUGGAAACUCCUGAUAUUUGCCAUAAAAAUGCUACCUGCACCAAUAUUGAAGGAAGUUAUUCAUGUCAUUGUUUGGAAGGAUUCAUUGGGGAUGGUAGACAUAAUUGCUCUGACGUUAAUGAAUGCGUAAAAAUUCCAGAUGUUUGCCAUAAAAAUGCAACAUGUAUCAAUAUUGAAGGAAAUUACACAUGUGAAUGCCUGGCCGGUUUUGUUGGUGAUGGUUACCAUGAUUGCUUCGAAAAUAAAUCUCCGCUUAUAAAUACUCCAAGUUCAGUCUAUGCAAUCUUGAAUAUGGACUUCAAAAUUCAGAUCGAAGCACGCGAUCCCGAGGACGAGGAUCUAGUUUUUGAGUUAAUGUCAAACGGAACCGUAACCACGGCUGAAAUCACAGAAAACGGUUUCCUUACAAUACCGGAACUUAAAGAAAGUGGAAGUGUUUAUAUACUGGUUAAAGAUAAAAAGGGUGCCCAGAAUUUUCUAGUUCUCAAUGUGAAAGCGAUGCAAUGUCCAUGUGAACAAAAUGGUACAUGUCAGAAAAAGCAGAAUAUCACUUAUCCAGUGCAAAGAUCCGACUAUAUUUGCCACUGUGAGCAACCAUUCACUGGUGAAAAAUGUGAAAAACGCUCAAAUCCUUGCAAAGAACAGCCCUGUUUUCCUGGACUCAAAUGUUCAUCCGCACUGAAUUCUGAAGGAUUUACGUGUGAAAAAUGUCCACCAUUAUUUAAAGGCGAUGGAAAAUAUUGUGAACUGGAUAACGUAAAAGACAUUAAAAAGAACCACGUGAAGUCUCAGAUGACAUUGAAAAGUGAAAAAUGGGUUGACAAAUUAACUGACAAUACAUCCAAGGAGUACAGGGAACUUGCCUCUCGGAUAACAAUUGAGAUCAGAACAAUUUACAACAACGUUCAAGGGUUUAGUUACUUGAUUGUCAAAAAUUUCAGACCCGGGAGUAUAAUUGUAAAUUUCGUGUUGAUAUUUUCCGAAGAAGUAAAGGCUCCUCUUAAACCAUUGCUCAAGGUGGCAGAGACUGGAAAGCUCGGGAACAUGACCUUCGAGAUGAACGUGAAUAAUGAACAUGAUUCAGAGGACGACAAAAAUGGCUCAAUGAACAAAACGAUUCACAUUGCUGUGAGUGUCGCUGUUGUGGUUCUCCUUUUGCUCAUUAUACUUAUUGUUGUGCUGCGUGUGAGAAGACAGAGAAAGCACAGGGAAGAGGAACUCGGGAAGAAACAAAAAGCUAAAAUUACAAGAAGCAAUCCGAAAGGAAUUUCAUACAAGGGAAAAGCUGGUGAAGAAAUGGAAAUGAAAGAGAUGGAAUCAAGGCUAGUUGCGUGGGAGGAGACUUAAGUAUCGAACCCUAAUUCGGCGUUUGAGAUUCAACACCUGCUUUUUAAAUGAGAGAAAUUUAAAUAACGGUAUCAUAAUUGUUUUUCUGCACUAUUUAUAAACGCUUACAGUACUGUCCAGAAAUAAAUGAGUAAUUCAGCUUGUGGUUACUGCUUUAGCAUGUCCAGAAACAACCUAACAAAAACCGAUGUUAACUUAGGUCGAAGCGCGGUGAGACCGAUGUUGAACUUCAGUCGAACCUCGAUCUGUAACAUUCCGUUCGGAAGCGAACGGCAACCGCGAUAAUAUUUCUUCCCUUGCGGUCGUCUGCGGUUUCUAUCGGUCGACCUUAACCAAACCGCAGCCGAACCGCAACCACAGGUUAUUUUUGGACAAUACUGCAUGUACAUUCAUCUAUUCUGAUAUAUCUAUUCGCAUAACUCAUAUACUUAUUUCUUAAGAGUGAUUGCGAACUGGGAAUACGGGGAUCUUAUUAACACCAUUUAUAUAAUUCAAUAUAUAAAUAGAUAAAUUGAUAUUAUAGCACUGCACUUAAUGACGCUAUAUAAUUAAACAAGUUACUGCAUUGAACUGUUUUUCUACAAAAAGGGUUAAGUUAGCAGUAAUCGGUUCUUUUUGCAGUAAUUUUCUUAAAUAGACAUCAUUAUGAAAAGAAUGUCUCUACAUUGCACUUGAUU